CGAGCUGUUCCUCUGCGCCGGGCAGAGGGAGGCGAGGAGUGGGACGCUGUUGCUCGCAGUUUGCAAAGGAUUUAAAAGGCUCUUGCAUUUCAGCGCGGCGUCAAUGCUGAGGCAGACACGAUUGUAAUAAAGAUUAUAUAAAGAAAGCUGCUGUUUGACCUGCCGUGGAAGAUAUAUUCGAGGCUGCUGAAUGAAAAACAGCUUACAUAGUUUCAGCUGGGUUUUUUUUUAUUUUUUUUUAUUAUAUAUAUAUAUCUGUAUUUUUUUAAAAUGUUGUUCGAAGAAAAGGAGACCCUCCAUUGACUCAGUUCUGAUGACUGUCGGAUGCGUUGUGUUUUCUGCAUAUUAAGAAGAUGGCAACUGCACUUAGUGGACGGAACCCCGGGGGGCGUGGGCCGAACCCCCGAAAAGGAAUGAUUUCGGGCUUGUUUGAUGCUAUUCAGGACGCCGUGGGUCCACCAAAACAAGCGGUGGCAGACCGCCGCACCGUAGAGAAGACAUGGAAACUGAUGGAUAAAGUGGUGAGACUCUGCCAAAACCCCAAGCUGCAGCUGAAAAACAGCCCCCCUUACAUUCUGGAUAUUUUGCCAGACACCUACCAGCACCUGAGGCUUGUACUGUGCAAGCAUGAAGAGAAUCAGAGACUGACUCAGUUAAGCGAGAACGAGUACUUUAAAAUAUACAUCGACAGCUUGAUAAAGAAAUCGAAAAGGGCAAUUCGACUCUUUAAAGAGGGCAAGGAGAGGAUGUAUGAGGAGCAGUCGCAGGACAGGUAGGAGGAAUGGAUACUUC
This is a messenger RNA of Polyodon spathula (Mississippi paddlefish), 792 nucleotides long. Its product is annotated as E3 ubiquitin-protein ligase CBL-B-B-like. Gene Ontology annotation, molecular function: phosphotyrosine residue binding; receptor tyrosine kinase binding; ubiquitin protein ligase activity. The record is from RefSeq and is a predicted model, not a curated record. Lineage: Eukaryota; Metazoa; Chordata; Actinopteri; Acipenseriformes; Polyodontidae. The transcript has 3 exons. Bases 354 to 776 code for a protein of 140 amino acids. Gene Ontology annotation, biological process: cell surface receptor signaling pathway; negative regulation of epidermal growth factor-activated receptor activity. Gene Ontology annotation, cellular component: plasma membrane; membrane raft.